AUGGCCUUCAUGAGAUCAUUAUCGGAUCCAAAAGAGGCCUCUCCCCGAAUUUGGUUCGGUCCUUAUGAGAAUGGCAACGAGUUUUAUUUGAUUUCCUUCCUUCGUCGCGUCGUUCAUGUAAAUGACCUUCUGCUGCCUGCCGGUUCCGCUCUGAACAUCAAUUCUUCACCAAAAUUUACGACUUCAACAAAGCCAGAGAGGCCUUUGCGUGGGGGCAGAGGGGUGCAGGUCGUCGUUGGUCAUUACAAUGGUAAUCUACCACAGGAGAAGCUGAGGAACCUUACAGAUGAAAGUGAAUGGAGAGCAGGAGAACGACUGAGGCUAAAGUUCUUUUCAGAAGAAAUCAACGCAAAUAAUUUCAAUCCAAUUGGUUGGGGUGAAGGAGGAGAGCCUGUUCGAUUGUCAAAGGAGGAUGAACGUCUAUCGGAUGAAACAUUCGGAAUCAAUCAGUUCAGCCUCUUUGUGAGUGACCGUAUUGCCUUGAAUAGAUCACUGGACGAUUACCGGAAGCCCUCGUGCCGAGUCAAAAAGUAUAGAGACGUCUCCGAGUUGCCAUCCACUUCCGUGAUUAUCGUCUAUCAUAACGAAGCCUUCUCGACGCUACUUCGUACUACUCAAAGUGUCGUCAACCGAUCACCACGAGCACUCCUCAAAGAAAUCAUUCUCGUUGACGAUUUUUCGAAUAGAACUUUCCUCAAAUAUCCAACAUUAGACGAAGCAGUACGGGAUUAUCCUGUACCCGUGAAAAUUCUACGAACGAAACAACGAGUAGGACUGAUCAGAGCAAGGCUAAUGGGAGCACAGGAGGCGAUAGGCGAUGUGCUUACAUUUCUCGAUUCUCACUGUGAAUGCACCGAAGGAUGGUUGGAGCCAUUGCUCGACCGUAUCAAGGAUAAUCGAAAAGCAGUCGUUUGCCCAGUCAUCGAUGUCAUCAACGACCGAACUUUUCAAUAUCAAAAAGGCCUUGAUGUAUUUCGUGGUGGUUUCAACUGGAACCUUCAAUUCAGAUGGUACGCUAUUCCAUCCGAUAUGGUAAAGAAACGACUGGCCAACCCAACUGCCCCGAUACCAUCACCAACAAUGGCUGGUGGCCUGUUCAGUAUCGAUCGCCAUUACUUCGAAGAACUAGGCACUUACGAUCAUGGAAUGGAUAUAUGGGGUGGAGAGAACAUCGAAAUUUCUUUCCGAAUUUGGCAGUGCGGAGGACGAGUGGAAAUUCUUCCUUGCUCUCAUGUUGGGCACAUUUUCCGUCAUAGUUCACCUCAUGACAUUCCAGGAAGCUCUUCGGGAAAAGUCCUGGACGGUAAUAUGGUCCGGGUGGCGGAAGUCUGGAUGGACGAGUGGAAGUUUCUUUUUUACAAAUUGGCACCCCAGACAGGGAAACUGAGAACUUCUGUGGACCUGAGUGAACGUCUCGAACUUCGACGUCGUUUGGGAUGUAAAAGUUUUCGGUGGUAUCUUGAAAACGUGUUCAUCGAUCACCAUUUACCCAUGACGGGCGACUUUUUUGGCCGGAUACAAUUUCCGGCUGACACUUCCAAUGGAACAUGCCUAGCAUGGGCCUUAGCCAUGUCUGGUAUCAAAAAAGCUACUCAGGCAUCUUGUACGGACAACAUUGACAGAGCUCAGAUUUCCUUAGUCUCCUAUCAAUUGUGCAUGGUUAAUCGGCCAGGAGAGCCAGGAACUAAGAAACACCGGCUGAUUAUGGCUCCCUGUACGUUGGGGUUCGAUCAUUGGCAGUUUUGGAUCUACACAAAGAAUGGACAUCUGAAAUCUGAUGAACACAUGUGCCUCACAGCUAAUCAGGUGGUCCACACCAAUGGUGAAUGGAUGGUUCAGUUAAAGGAAUGUGCUGGUUACGACACGGAACUCUGGGAAUACAACAGAAAGAGGCACACAUUCAAACAUCGUAAAAGUGGUUUGUGCUUAACUCAGCGAGAUCCCGACAUGGAAAAGGUGGACAAUCUAUCACCACCAACCCUUACAUCAUGUGGUCGUGGUCAUGAACAACAGGUGAGAGGGCUUCAUAGACGUUCGAUUGCCUUAAAGGCUCAAUACACAAGUAAAAAUAUUGUCUAG
Haemonchus placei is the source of this 2079-nucleotide messenger RNA. The record is from the annotation of a GenBank genome assembly. NCBI's taxonomy places the organism in Eukaryota, Metazoa, Nematoda, Chromadorea, Rhabditida, Trichostrongylidae.